GCUCACAUUCGCACACAACUUCGUACCAUUGCAGGCAUCACAUCGCUACCAUCGAGCAAGAGGCGUAACAGAGAAGCUCAUCUCCAGCUCACGCCUCAUAACCGUGUAGCCCUCUCCCCUCGUCACAUACCCCUCUUCGUGCGCCGACGAUGCUGCACGGUGUCGAGUGGCUGGGACGACAGUACAGCGCCCUCUCAAAGGGCGCUGCUGCCAACCAGUCCUUGAUCCAGACCAUCAACACCUUUGCGCAGCGCCUCUCCCAGUCGUCAUCUGCCGAGGACCCUAUACAAGAGCGAAAGGCAGCCAUCCUCAGCUUGAAAGGUCUCGCAAAGGAUCAUGCAAAAGAAGUUGCCGAUCACGCCCAGAAGCCCCUCUUGGACUGUCUGGUGAGCCAGGCGUCCAGCAAGGCAGAAGGCAACGACGACGUCGCCAGGGCACUCGUGGAAUGUCUCCUCGUCAUCUGUACCCUGCCAGAGCCAGCCCCGCCCAAGUCGACCUUUGGAGUCGUGGGUAGCUCGAGCAAGAAGCCCGCAGCUCCCCUCGUACCGGCUGCCCUGGAUCGAUUCCUCGACACGCCCGAGCCACUGCACGCCUUGCUGCCCCUCUUUAGUCCUACACGCACCUUCUACCUGCGUUUUGCAUCUCUACAGUUCCUCGGUCUGCUCCUCCGCCAUCGCAAGAACCUCGUGCAGUCACACGUCCUCACCUCGCCUGGAGGAUGCGGUGCGAUUUUGGAAUGUCUAUCCACCACCUCUGCAGCUGGUCACUCGCUCGGGUCCAGCGCAGAGAUCAUCCGCAACGAGGCGCUGCUCAUUCUGCCGCACCUCGUCGACUCCAAUGCUGAUAUCCAGAAGCUGAUUGCCUUUGAAGGGGCAUUCGAGAAGCUGCUGGACGUGGUGGCUCAGGAAGGACGCAUCGAAGGAGGCGUGGUCGUGCAAGACGCCCUGGAAGCUCUAGAGGCCCUGCUCAGAUACAACGUCUCCAAUCAGAAUUACUUUCGCGAAACGCUCUCGAUACCCCUCCUCGCACCUCUUCUCUUCUACCCACCUCCCCUCCCACCAAAUGCGCCCGCCCACAUCGCAGGUCAACGCGAGCAGCAGCUCGAGUCAUUCGCCUUCCAACCCUGGGAAUACGAUGCAGCAGACGAGUACGAAGAGGAAGCGCCUCCGCCACCGCCUCAGUCUACAGGAGAUGGACAAUCGGAGAAGCGACAGCCUCAGGGACCAAAGAUCGUGGGUGAUGGUCAGAAGUUGAUCAAUGCGCGACUGGUGGUGGGAAUCGCCGGUCUGCUGGUACAAGGCGUUGGUGAAGGGAAAAGGGCCAAUCAAAACGCCCUGCUGUCCACUGGCUUCUUUCAUGCGCUCCUCGACCUCGCUGUAGCGUCCUCUGCGCCUCUUUCGCUUAAGACGCAAGCUCUGCAGGUCCUCUCUCUGCUGCUCAAGAGCUCACGUAACGUCCAGGAUGCACUGGGCGAGGCAUCUGUUACCCCAGUAGAGCCCAUCAAGGUUCAGAUCGCUGCUGAUCUUGCUGGUCAAGUAGGUCAGGGAGAGAAAGCUGCACCGGGAGCCCUGGACGGUAGCGCUGCUGGAGGUGCUGGCAGCGCUGCAGCCACUUCGCGCAUGGUCGAGUUCGUCAGACUGCCUCCUCAAUCGGCCUUACUCGCGCUUGUGUCAGCAGCCGUCUAUGGCAUGGCCCCCCCUUUCCGCCCCAUCGACGGAGGCGUCCGAUCUCUUGCGGCCUUUAGAGCAGCAGCGGUUAAGGCUCUGCAGAGUAUCCUGACAGACAACAUCGAUGCCCGUCUGUUCAUCAUUGCCUCCAUGGCAGUCAGUGAGCAGUCCAGGCCAGAAGACUCUCCAGGGCACGUUCUGUUGCAAGCUCUCACCUCCCUGCCCACCAAUGGCGGUGCUGGUGCUGAAGAGUACGACGAGCUGAGGGCAUUAUUCGCGGGAAUGAUCUUGGGCACUGUGAUUAGAGGAAGCGAUACCGUCAAGGAUCUGGCUGGACGAGUGAGGUUCGGCGCGGACGGAAGGACGACGAUCGUUGAUGAGCCCAAGGAGGGUAGUGAGGAAGCAAAGGGUAGCGCUGGUGGGAAGACCGAUGGCACCGAUGAUGAUGAAGACGAGGCUGCUUCGCUCCUCUCGGUCCUCAUUGGCAACAUCUCCGUCUCCCUGCGAUCCCAGAGCGACGCUUUGAAGUCCGAGCGCUCCCAUCAAGCCUCCACGUCCACCACCAGCAAAGGUCCUUCCAGUGCAUCUUGGACCAAGAUUCUGCUUGCGCACCUCACUGUCCUAGCUCUCUGGCUUCACAAGUCGCCAAAGAGUGUCAAGGAUCUCGUUGGUGACUCUAGCAAUCUGCAAGCAGUCGUGCAGCUCGUCGCCGAGGGCGCUAAUGGUGAGCAUCUCUUGGUCGGACUGGGUACCUGGGUCCUAGGUGCCAUCUACGAGUGGGGACCAGCUGUGCCUGCUCCAGCCAAGCCAGCCCAAGGGAAAGGCGGCAAAGGUGGCAAGGGCAAGGCAGACUCCUCCACCGCCGCCAGCAAUGAGCCCGCCAGCGAUGCCAUCACACGACAGGAAGUCUACGACCUCGUCACCAGCCGGAUCGGACUGGACCAAUUCGAAGCAAAGCUUGACCGGUUAAGGGACGAUUCGAGACUGAAGCUGGUGGGUCCCGACGUGCUGGAUAAAGUCGGCUCGAGGCCGGAUCCCAUUGCCAACGCUUCGAAAGAAGUCAAGGAGGGGAAUAUGGGAGGAUCGGCUGCUGAUGAAGGAGAGGAGGGUGAUCUGCCGGAGAUUUGGUUCGAUUGGAAUUGGGCGGAAUUCUGGAGGAGUGAGAAUGUCACGAUUGCCAACUCGAUGCUAGUGCCCCCAGCCACAACCUCCUCCGAAGCCUCCUCUGCACCAGCCGAGCUCCUCGACGCCCAACGGCAAAUUGAGCAGCUGCGCGACGAGGUCAAGCGUCUGUUGCGCGAAGUCGAGUCUCGAGACCGGCUUCUCGCAGAGGGCGGGCAGCGCGAAGGUGCCAGUCGAGAGGAGCGUGAGGUCCUCUUGAAGCAGACUGAGGAGGCCACGAGCGCCAGAGAUGCUCUCCAGGCCGAGCUAGCUCGGGCGCAGGCCUCACUCGAGGAAGUGAAAGCUGCUGGCAGUCGUGCGGCGGAAGCUCACGCUUCGCAGCUAGGCGCAUCACAGGAGAGGCUCGUGGCGCUGGAGGGGUCGCUGCGCUCUGAGGGAGAGAAGGCAAAGGGUGUCGAGGAGCAAGUAAAAGUCCUCAAGGAGCAGCUGGAGGCCGUUAGCAAAAAGGGAGAGGCGAGCAGUGAGGCUGAAGGGAAGUCAAAAGUUGAGCUUCAGACGUUGAGAGCUCAGGUGGAAGAACUGAACGAGAAGAUUGAGGAAGCCGAGGGGGAGGUUACUAGACUUAGGAAGGAGCUCGAGGAAGAGAGCAAGAAGGUCGCUACCCAGACUGCUGCACCUGCUGCUGAGCCCACACCAGCACCAGCACCAGCACCAGCAGCAGUACCCUCAUCCACGGCCGACUCUACCCGCGUAGCCGAGCUGGAGCAGGAGAAUCAAGACCUCCUAGUCAUGCUCGACGAGCUCUCCACGAAGCGUAAAAAGGACAAGCAGAGGCUCAAGGAAAAGGGAGAAGAAGUGAGCGAGGAUGAGGAUGAGGAUGAAGAUGAGGAGGAAGAUGGAGAUGGAGAUGGGGAUGCGGAGGAGUGAAGGGGAAAGAAUGAAAGGAGAUGUCAUGCGUGAGUUAAUGAAAGGGAUAUACAAUUCAAACACUUUCACGUCUCGAGGUUGCUUGAUGUGAAUGGGACAGAAGCGGGUGAGGUUGUGUAUUCAUAAGAAGGCUGAACAGGAUGCGAUAGACGACAGACAAUGUGAUGCGAAGUUCCUCUCUUAUGUUUUGAGAAGCGAAUUCGAUUCCUUAAACGGUC
Messenger RNA from Microstroma glucosiphilum, 3934 nucleotides. RefSeq lists its product as hypothetical. The record is from RefSeq and is a predicted model, not a curated record. Gene Ontology annotation, cellular component: Golgi membrane; endoplasmic reticulum; Golgi stack. Gene Ontology annotation, biological process: intracellular protein transport; vesicle fusion with Golgi apparatus; endoplasmic reticulum to Golgi vesicle-mediated transport. Lineage: Eukaryota; Fungi; Basidiomycota; Exobasidiomycetes; Microstromatales; Microstromataceae. Bases 150 to 3716 code for a protein of 1188 amino acids. The transcript has 4 exons.